AUCACAGCCAGGCAACCAAACGCUAGGCCUAGGCGGCGGCGGCGGCGCGGCUAGGCCACCAGCGGGCGGCGGCGAGGGCCCGGUCCGCACGAGGCACGACCGCACCACCCGCUGCUGGCGCACGGUGGCCAGGCAGCCAAGCCUGAGCAGCGGCGGGCGGCGUUCCGGCAGCCGGCUGCCCGCAGGCGCGGCUCCGUCGCUCCUCCAGGUGCCAGCGAGCGCCCUGAGCGCAAGGGGCAACCCAGCCCUUAACCAUCGAGUCUGAACCAUAGAAAGGAGGAAGAGUGGCAGUGCUACUACUGAUUUGAGAUCUUUCUUGGAAAGUUGUCUUGUAAUUUGAUGGCCGGGCAAGGGGGGUCAUGUCUGAAUGCCUGACGAGGCUAGCAGGCUACUAGCCUCAAAAAAGAACUUGAGGUGCCCAAAACCGCGACUCCCAAAACCCUAGCAGCCUCGAUUCCUCCCUACCAUGGCCAUUGCCCCCUACAUACUCUGCCUCUCCCCACCGUGGCUUGACGCCCCUCCCCUCCCCCAGCUCCGGCCUCGCCUCCGCCGCAGCAGGUCCGCCAAAGUAGCUGCUGCCGGCAGCAGCUGGGCUCCUGCCGGCAGCAGCUGGGCUCCUGCCGCCAGCGAAUCCAGCGACGGGGUCGGCGGCUGGUGGGUCCCCGAGCACGAGAAGCCAGUGGAACAGGGGCAGAGAAAGACUGGGUUUGGGAUAGCUGUCCCUGUUGGGCUGGGAGCUUCUGCAGCGAUCGCCUUGGCCGGGCUGGCAUGGCAGUACCCAUCGUCCAGGAACUGUUUACAGCAACUCAUAGUUGCCCCAUUGCAUUAUGUUCAAGAGAAAUUGUCACCAGAGUCAGCAGAGACACCUAAUGAGGAUACAAGUGACAGAGAACCUGAUGGAGUUUUCAGCACAGCACCAGAUGAUAAGGCUGAAGCAGUUAUUGAUGAUUCAAUGCAAAAUAAUACAUCUGUUCCCAGCCAUUUUUUAUUUAGAGCUCCUAUAGAUCCUGUACAUGAGGAGGCUUUCUCUAUAUUGAAGAAGCUACAGAUAAUUGAGAAAGAUGUUAGCCCCAGUGAUUUUUGUACUCGGAGGGAAUUUGCAAGAUGGUUCGUUAAGUUGUGCUCAAAGUUUGAGAGGACAAGGAUGCAAAGAAUUGUUCCUAAUAAAUUAACUUCUGGCUCAAUCCAAAGUGCCUUUGAUGACGUAAAUGUUGAUGACCCUGAUUUCUUGUACAUCCAAUCUUUAGGAGAAUCUGGUAUUGUACUGAGUAAACUAUCAAACUCCUUGGAAACUUCGACAAGUGGUUCUCCUAGUUGUCAGGGAAAUUCUUUAUUCCUGCCUGAGAGUUAUCUCUCUCGUUUUGAUCUUGUCAACUGGAAAGUGCUUGUGGAACAUCCACGUGCAUUGGGAAUAGACCAAAAGAUGCUGAAUCAAAAUGUUCGCAUUUUGCAUUUUAGUGAUUGCCCAGAUGUGUCUCCAUCCAUGCUCAUAGAGCUGAUGGCUGGUGAGAACAACAUCAUCAGCAAAGUUUUCGGAAAUACAAGACGCCUUCAACCACUGAAACCUGUAACAAAAGCACAAGCAGCUGCUGCAUUGACCAGUGGUAGAAUGGAGGAGGCAAUUCGGGAUGAGUUAAACAGAUUAGAAGCAGAAAAUCAAGCCCAUCUUUCUGCCAUAGCUGAAAUAAUGGAAGAAUUAAUUAGUAGAGGAGAUAUACGACAACAAUGGGAGGAGAAGAUGAAAAAGGAGCAACAACGAGCUUUCGAAGUUGACAAGGAUCUUCAACAUGUGUUGCAUGAGCUUGCAAAUGAGAGGAUAGGCAGAGAAAGAGAACUAGAAGACUUGUCGAAAGAAAAAGCAGCUUUAGAGUGCCAGAAUCAAGAACUCAUAAAUCUAAGGUCAGAAAUUGAUGGCAUGUAUGAUAGACUGGCAACUGAGAAUGCAAAGGUCAUGGCUGAUCAGCAGACUUUGGAAAACCUGUUGUCGGAUAUAACCGGCAAGCAUCAAGCUGUCAAUGAAGCUAAAUCACGUCUUGAAGGUGAAAAGGAAGCCCUUACAAUGCUAAGGACUUGGGUAGAGGAGGAAGGAGCAAAAGUUCACGAACAAGCUGAGACACUCAAGAAAGCUGUACGAAGAUGGCGAGUCCCAGUAGAUUCACCCCUGCAAGCUAACUAGGCAUUGCAUCGUUAAAGACUUGCUCAAAAUUUUUGGAGCUCUUUGGUUUCAGCGCAUCUGCGUCUCUCAUGUAUAACUCUGGUUUCUCCGUCUUUUUUAUUUCUGGUUUUUUCAUGUAUAACUCUAGUUCUUCACUCUUUUUUUCAUCUCAGGUUUCUCUUUUGAUAUACCAUGCAGAUCUCGGGGGGUCACUCAUUUAUCCCAGUGAAGCAAAGUAGCAUCAAAUACCCCCUAAUGUGGACCAGUGGCAAGUAGCAAACACAAGUUUUAGAAAGCUACCAUAGGGCCACCAGACAAAUGUUAUUGAAGCAAAUGAAUCUUUAAUUGAAGAUCUUUGAUAUCAAAAAUCAAAUAGUCACUCUGUUCGGCAGCUCCAGCAGCCUCCAGCCCAACAGUGUUUUCCUCUCAUACUGCUCCAGCACCAGCUUCCAGCCAUCAGCCGGUCAACAGUAUUUUUCUCUCAUACCACUCUAGCCACCAGCUCCAGCCCAGCGAACAGAGUGAGUGUUGGCUGACUGGUUGGGCAUGAAAUAUGUUAUUCUAGAGCCUAAAUGCUGCUUUCGCCAAGAAAUGCAGGAGUUCAAAAGGUGGCUAACUGGUUGGACCUGAAUAUGUUAUUCUAGAGCCUAAAUGUUGCUUUCACCAGGAAAGCUUUAGUAUUCAUUGCUAAUGAAAGUGCUUCUAAAAU
Molecule: messenger RNA, 2864 nt
Organism: Panicum virgatum (switchgrass)
Lineage: Eukaryota; Viridiplantae; Streptophyta; Magnoliopsida; Poales; Poaceae
Exons: 12
Coding region: 467-2176 (569 amino acids)
Source: RefSeq, a predicted model, not a curated record